Messenger RNA from Rhizoctonia solani, 7269 nucleotides. Its product is annotated as phosphatidylinositol 3- and 4-kinase. Bases 1 to 7269 code for a protein of 2422 amino acids. Gene Ontology annotation, cellular component: nucleus. The transcript is spliced from 27 exons. Gene Ontology annotation, biological process: protein phosphorylation; DNA damage checkpoint signaling; telomere maintenance. Gene Ontology annotation, molecular function: protein serine/threonine kinase activity; protein binding. Lineage: Eukaryota; Fungi; Basidiomycota; Agaricomycetes; Cantharellales; Ceratobasidiaceae. The record is from RefSeq and is a predicted model, not a curated record.
AUGGAUUACGACGGUCUUCCGGUGGCGACCCAGCCAUUAGCAUUACUAGACAACCGUUCAACCAAGCAAGUUACGGAGCUACUUCAGACUCUAUCCCAAGGGCUUGCUCUCCCUGACGAUGGAACGUGGUUGCCUAUAAAUCAUCCUGAUAACCAGCACAUAUCGUCGCUACUAGUUACUCUAUCCGAUUCAGUUCUCAAGGGGUUUCCUCGUCCUGGUAAAGAUCCUUGGGAGUUUGAAUGGCGCGACCUCUGCAUCUUGUCGCUUAAUAUUCAAGCUCGUGCGCUUCCCAAAGUCGCAGUCCUGUACGACGAAAAGAAAACUCGCCCUCCUAAUGGAUAUGAACGAACAGAACGCGCAUGGCUUGCGAUGCUGUUUGCUGAUUUGGGACUGGCCAAUGCCUGGCUAUUAGACGAAAGCUCGCAAGAUCUCGAUUCCCAAGGGCUUAAUACAAUAGCUCAACGAUGCGUAGAUGUGACAGUUGCUAUGCUUGGAUUUCUGGGGGGCAGUCUAAUGCUCGGAGAUGAUCCAGAACGACCGGCUUGGGAGGUUCUGAAACCAUGUUUAGAUGAAUUGCUCAAAUUUAUUGCUGCACUUUUGACGGCUGGAAUCAGCGCAUUAUCAAUGCUUAUUUCCACCCUUUCAACACCACUCUCGGCGGAUGCAUUUCUUAAAAGCUAUAGGCAGUCCACGGCCUUUGCCAUAUGCGAAGUUUUCUCGUUACUGGAGGUCCAUCAUGAGCCUAAAUUAAUCGCUCGACUAUUGGAGUUGUCGUUUACGUGGUUAGAGGAGAGGCCUUCCGAAUCAACUGGAAUUGCUGCUCAAGUUUGGAAGUUAGCCAUCCGGCGCAUUCAUACAGGAGCUUCACCGAACGAGCCACAUUGGCACAUUGUAGACGACGAACUAGCAAAGAUAAUCGGUCUCGUUAGGUUGGAAGCCACUGGUUCAAGCUGGUCCGAUAUCGAAUCAGUGAUAAUGCUAUGUGCAAGCAAUGAUACCAUGAGCAAUCUGCGAGUAGCAUUAUGCCAACUGCUUACAGCUCAAGUCCACCUUCUUCCGUACGAAGCCCUUGAAGUUUUUCAAAACAUUCCUGUGGAUGUAGACGAUUCGUCCCAAGUUCUUCUUGAUCUCCGACGGGCGGUAGAUUCGCGCGCACAGAAAACGAGUUCAAAAGCAACAGCCAAGUCGGGAAAGAGGAAAAGAGACGACCAGACCGAGCAAGAAACCGACGUUCAUGGCGAUACAGUCAUGCGAGAUGGGUCACAAGUGACUGCCAAACAAGCACCCCAGAAAAGGAUUUCAUUUGAGUACAUAUCGUCGAAUAUUUUUGACCGACGUCGGGAUUGGCUCGCUGGUGGACUGGGACCCAAUAACGAGGAUUACGAGGCUUUUGAGGGCCGGGUUUUGGACUCGUUGACGAGCGCGCUGGAGAAUCAAUCGCUUGCAGCAACCAGCAAUUGGGCUGCCAUUCCAUGUGCUUUGGCUCACCCCACAUCGAUGGAGAAACGCUGUCCUUCAAUUCGGACCGGAACCGCAAAAACUGUUUCACGCUUUUUCGAACUUUGUAUGCGCUUCAACUCAAAUCGGGGAGCCUAUGAUGGUCUUGCAUCGGCUAUAAAACACCUGAGCCCUGAUCAUUAUCAAGUUGCCUUCAAUGCCCAUGCGACCGACAAGGUCAUGGUUCUUCUCGGCAGCGCUCUCGAAAGACCUGAGCGAUCCGUAAGGCUUGCAGCUGGGCGAGCAAUAGUGCAGUUUGUUGAAGUGGCACAAGGGAUGCAACGGAGCCAGCAGGAUUUGACCGCUCGCCCCUUGGCUAUCACGAACAAACUGGUACUCGAGGGUAAAGGAUCAGUGAGGGAGACCGCGCUUUCGGUUUUAUGUGACAUUGGCAAGGUUGCUUCAGAGGAUUUGCUAGGACAUGUUAUUCUGACCCAUAUAACGCUUCUGCAACAACAAAAUUUAGUCAUCAAAGGGCUCGCUUAUGCUCAGAUACUGGAAAUGGCUAGUUUCAUGAACAAGGCGCCUUUUCAGCUUCUCUCUCCAUACUUCAAACAGAUAACACCUUUGGUUGUUGAAAAACUCUCUACAUCUUCCGAUGUUCUUCCCGACGUAUGCCGGCUGCUCACAGUUUCACCCAGAGAUUUCCUUACCUAUACUCGGGCACCAGCCUUAGCGGCAGCAAUCAAGUCUUGCAACAAGGCUGUAAUCGAUGUAAUUGCUGGAUACGUCGAACAAAACACCGGGGCACUGCUACUCGAAAAUGCUCAAGAAUACCUAACUGAAAUACUCCUUGUGGGGAGCGAGUCGAGUAUACGAAAGUCAAUGUCUUUCCUUUGCAGAGAUGUUCUGAACGAAAUCAUACAACGACGGACUCGUAAAAAUGACGAGAUGACAGAGGCGAGGCUGCUUGGAUCUUGCGGGGCACCCCUCAUUGGUGAAUUGGUCAUUCAGCUGGGUAGCGAGGAUAUUGAACGCCGUGACAAAGCCAAUUGGGCAAUCCAUUAUAUCGCCCAACAAAUUACACUAGAACGAGGCGAACGAGCAACCCCUGCCAUUGAUCUUCCUGCGUUUUUGACAAACCACCUACUCGGAAUUGUAAUGCAUAUCAAUGAUGCAUUGCAAGACGUUAGGGGGAAAGCGACAGUUUCACAGAAGAUCCAAAUGAUAAAAAGCCUCGGAGUAGUUGUCAAGUCCGUCGGAGCGUCUUCAAGCCUUGUUUCGCCUCAGAUUAUGGCCACACUUCAGAGCAUGAUACGUAUUCCCGAACUUUCCGAAGCAACGCUCUCAACUUGGCAUAGCUUUAUCGAAACCCUUUUAAUUGUGGACGCGGUCUCUCUAUUAGGAGUCACCACGGCCACUGUUGUCCGCCACUGGGGAGAGAUUACCCCGAAAGCGAAGGAGUGGGCCAUCAAAAUAUUGGAGUACAUCAUCGUAAACAACGGGCGGGAUAUUCGGCAGAAUAUCGAUUCGGUUGUUUCCCUAUCCCCCAUCGACGACCUCAAGCGUUAUAACAAGCCGCUCAAGCGUCUACGCAGCUCCUCGAAAGACCCUCUAGAAAUUUUAUUGGCACGGUGCAGAAACGAAAACAUGAAUAUAGCAGUUCAGUCACUGCAAGAGCUGAAAGCUUAUCUUCUAAAGCAUCGGGCCACUAUAGAAGGGUACAUGGUUGGAGACGUCUUUAGUCCCUGGCUCGGGCGAACAAUGAAAGUUCUUUUUGAGGCUGCCUGUAGAGAAGGGGAUGGCUGUGAAGCAUUGCACAAGGUUGCAUACGAAUGUAUCGGCAUAGUCGGAGCGUUGGAUCCUGAUCGUUUGGAUAUACAACCCGGAGGCCAAGACCAGAUGGUUAUGCGCAACUUUGAGGACGAGGAUGAAACCGUGUGGUUUAUCAUCAGUCUAAUUUCUGAUGUUCUAGUCAGCGCGUUUAGGUCUACGACGGAUCUUAAAUAUCAGCGACACCUUGCAUACGCGAUUCAGGAGCUCUUGAGACAAUGUGGAUUCAACAACGCGCUUGUGAAGACUGGUUCACAGUCUGUUCCUAUGAAAAUUCGUACUCGUUGGAAGUCUAUUUCUCCAGAGGUAGUCGAGACUGUCGGUCCGCUAUUGGAGGGGCGCUUCACUAUCCAGUCAAAACCUCCAGUAGUUCCUCAAUUUCCGAUAUAUUCCCACUCCCCAACCUAUCGUGAAUGGAUCCAGACAUGGACAGCCUACUUGAUUAGUUGCGUCAAAAACGCCAAUGCGGCAAAAAUAUUCGAGGUUUUUCGUCCCGCGAUCAGGAACCAGGAUGUCAGAGUGGCUAAACAGAUUCUUCCACAUCUUAUCAUUGCGAUUUCACAAUCGGAGGAGGAUUUGAGCCAUAUAACACAAGAGAUUGUUACUGUUUUAAGAGAUCAAAUCGACAAUGCAGAUGGCACCCCAGCCCCUCGUAAAACCCUCAGUGCCCAGACCGUCUUUGACCUUAUGGACCAAUUAAAUCGAUGGAUUCGGAAUAAAAAUCAGGAGGCAGUUCGCAAGAGGUCCGAGCUCCGAAGAGGGAGACACCAUGUGAAGGACCUUAGCAAUCACCCCGCGGUAGCAACGCUGGAAUAUCAACGUGCCAAAGUUGAAUCUCUCCUGUCCACUAUUGACAACGAAUUGUUAUCGAAUGCUGCAUUCCGGUGUCGGGCGUUUGCCCGAUCUCUCAUGAGCUUUGAGAAGGAGAUUGUUUCCAAACGCGAACAACAAAAGACCGAGCAAGAACUGCAGCCUCUUUAUGAACGACUUCACGAGAUCUACGCCAACUUGGAUGAACCUGAUGGUAUGGAGGGAGUCUCCAAGUUGGUGAUAUCCCCCUCGCUCGAGCAACAAAUCCGGGGGCACGAAAUGACCGGUCGCUGGACUUCAGCACAAAGUUGCUGGGAGAUCCAGCUUCAACAAGAGCCGAACAAUCUAGAGCCUCAUAUAGGUUUACUGCGGUGCUUGCGCAACCUCGGACACAAUGAUGCGAUGAAAACCCAUAUUCAUGGAGUCUUGAGUAACCAUCCAAUGUGGGAAUCGCAUUUGGCGGAUUUUGCGGUGGAGGGAGCCUGGACUCUUGGUGACCUGGAGGCAGUGAAGCGAUUGACUUCUGAUGGCCAACGACAAAGCCCGGAAAUGACACUUGGUCGAUUGCUACUCAGUGCUCAAAAGGACGCGCGUAAAGAAUUCGACGCAGUUUUGGAAAACGCCAGGAAUGUUUUCGGGGGCGUUAUUACAGCCAAUGGGUCAACUUCUUAUCGACGAUCUUACGAAGCAGUGCUCCACCUUCACAUGGCACGAGAAAUUGAAAGCAUAUACCAAGCGGGAAACUUCUUGAACGCAGCAGUGGACAAUCCAGAAAAUAACUACCCAGCAAUGGCGAGAGCUACCCUUGACAAUCUUACAUCCAGUUUGGAAAAGCGUUUUAAAUCGCUACUACCAACUUUUAGGGUCCAGGAGCCAGUUUUAAGCAUGAGAAGAACUGCAUUUAGUCUUUUCUCUGGAAAGGUCUUGGAAAUUCGAGGAGAAAUUGGCCAAGCUUGGUUGACUUCAUCGAAGAUUGCUCUCAAGGCUUCGCAUUUUCAGACAGCAUAUAGCUCUAUUCUCCAGGCCCAAAGGAACGAAAUGGCCUUUUCGUUUAUACAAGGUUGCAAACUCACCAAAGCACUGGGGGAACCGCUUCGAGCACUACAAGAAAUCACGCAUGCAGUCGAAAAUCCGCCAAAACUGGAUUUCAGCAAGCCUGGAUCCCCGAAUCCUGACCGCCAAAUGAUGGCCAAGGCACUACUCUUAAGAGCAAGAUGGACUCAUGAGGCUGACAGGUACGAGAGUAAUGAGGUAAUCAAUCGAUUCGCAGCUGCGUCCAAAAUGUUAGAGGAAUGGGAGAGCCCUCACUUCCGACUGGGGCAGUAUUACGAUGAUGCCUUUAAGAAUAUGGAUAUCCAAAGCCAAGUUUCACAGGGUGCAUCCAUGAAUAUGUUCACCUGCAGGUACUACGUAGAAGCAAUGAAAUUCGGCUCUAAAUACAUAUAUCAGACGAUGCCUCGUCUACUAACUAUAUGGGCUGAUAUGGCACAGUUGGGCUAUAUUAUCUCGGCAGAGCGAGAUAAAUCUGCUUUGCCGCCUGGAACUGAAGCAACAUACAAAGCGUACAAGUCGAUCAACGCGGUGAUGUCUGAUGCAAUCAGCAUGCUGAAACCGUUCCAGUGGUUUACCGCUCUACCGCAACUACUCUCCCGAGUUACACAUCCUAAUCGACUUACCUACAAGUAUCUGGCGAAAAUAAUCAUAUCAGUAGUCAUCUCAUACCCUCAACAAGCUCUCUGGUGUGUUUCGCCUUUGGGGCAAUCACGAAACCCUGAGCGGGCUGGACGAGGGCGGGAAAUACUGGAGAAAUCGCAGAGCACGGGGGACGAAGUCAGGGAACUCAUUAUGCAAAGUAGGGCUAUGGUCAAGGAAUUGCUUGCAAUGAGUGAGAGAGACAUACCAGAAAAUGAGUAUAACCUCAACAUGCAGAAACAUUUCCCUGCACUGGGUCGGCUCGCUCCGUCGAAAUUGAUCAUGCCGCUCCAAGACUACCUCACCGUUAACUUACCAGUUUCUCCGUCCGUUGUCUACCAGCCUUUCCCACCAAACAUACCCCGAUUUCAUAGAUUCAAUGACGAAGUCGACGUCAUGAAAUCGUUGCAGAAACCGAGAAAAAUCACAGCUCAGUCCGAGGAUGGUCAUACAUACAUCUUCCUCUGCAAGCCGAAAGAUGACUUACGGAAGGACGCUCGUUUGAUGGACUUUAAUUCGAUGAUUAACAAACUACUGAAAAAGAACGCUGAGAGUCGUCGUCGGCAACUCCACAUUCGGACAUAUGCGGUUGUCAUAUUGAACGAGGAGUGUGGAUUCCUCGAGUGGGUUCUGAAUACCACCGGAUACCGCAACAUUAUAACGAGUCUUUACGAGCAACGAGGGCUAUCUAUCUAUCACAAACAAGUGAUGGAAUGGGUUCAGCAUAAGGCCAAAGGCCUAUCCGAUAAAGAUGUCCACGAGUACUGGGUUAAGAAGGCCAUCCCUAGUGUCCUUAUCAACUUACACGAGUACUUCAUUUCGUAUUUCUCCGAACCUACCGCUUGGCUAUCCAGUCGGCUAGCAUAUACUCGCACUACGGCUGUUAUGUCAAUGGUCGGACAUAUUCUGGGCCUUGGAGAUCGACACGGCGAAAACCUGAUGUUUGAUACUGUUAACGGGGAUCUUGUUCACGUUGACUUGAACUGUUUAUUCGAGCGGGGAAAAACAUUCGAAAUACCCGAAACUGUACCAUUUCGGUUGACAGCGAAUAUGGUUGACGGUUUUGGCGUCACAGGCGUAGAAGGAGCUUUCCGGACCGCAUGCGAAGUCACAAUGCACCUUCUUCGUGACAACUACGGGUCUUUGAUAAGCGUCCUCGACGCCUUUGUACACGACCCGCUAGUCGAAUGGGAAGACCAGCGGAGAAAAAAUGAGCGGGAUGCUCGUUUAGCGCGCCAGAGAGCGGGGAGAACAAUUGAUCCAAGAGGCAGAGCGGGUUCUAGCACAUCUGUGGGGUCGACCGAUAUCAAGGAAUUGGCCCGAAAUGCUAUGCUACCAAUUGGGCACAAGAUCCAAGGUGUAGGGCGAGACAAUCGUGUGAUGACAGUUAGCAACCAGGUUGAGGCGUUGAUCCGCGAAGCGACCGACCCAGUCCGUUUGAGGCUUGUAUUUGCAGGCAAGAAUGUAUGUUGGAUGGAUGUCCUGGAUUUAGCAUGA